AUGGCCGCUGUCAAUGUGCCAGUCCCUGGAGAGGUCUCAGCUCUCACUGAGAUACACCCAGAGCCCCUCAGAAGACUCCUGAAUAUCCUCUCCACUCCCUACCCCAAUCCCAUGAUGUUUGGGGUAGGCAGCAGCUGUGCAACUCCAAAAGGUGGCUGGGCUGACACCAACACCAUUGCUACUGACACUUUCCCACCUCUUUUUAUAGACCAAGCCACCCUGGUAGAACAAGUAAAAAGAGUAAAAGAAAUUGAAGCCAUUGAAAGUGAUUCUUUUGUUCAGCAGACAUUCAGAUCAAGUAAAGAAGUCAAAAAGUCAGUGGAACCUAGUGAAGUGAAGCAUGCAACUGCAGCGUCAGGGCCAGCAUCAGUAGUUGCUGAUCCACCCAGUAAUGAAAAAGAAAUAGACCCCAGCAGCAUCCCUACUGCUAUCAAGUACCAAGAUGACAAUUCUCUGGCCCAUCCAAAUUUAUUUAUUGAGAAAGCUGAUGCUGAGGAAAAGUGGUUCAAGAGAUUAAUUGCUCUCCGACAAGAGAGGCUCAUGGGCAGUCCUGUGGCCUAAGUAAUAUGUAUGUGGUUGAAUUAACAGUAACAUUGGAAAUUUAGGUUUUUAAAUCCCAAUAUUAAUUUUUUACUCUUAAAAAGAAUUUAGCUGAUUAUAUAAUUUAUAAAGGUAAUCUCAUUUCAUUUUUUUCUCAUGUAGGCUUGAAUAUUUGUUAAUUUGAAUUUAAUCAAACAUUGUAAAUGUUAAAAGUAGUGUAAAAUUUAAGAAUGCAUGAAAAUGUCAUACUGUUAAUAAAGCUAAUCCUAAAAAUAUCAAUGUUAAAAUAAA
Messenger RNA from Ceratotherium simum simum (southern white rhinoceros), 831 nucleotides. Lineage: Eukaryota; Metazoa; Chordata; Mammalia; Perissodactyla; Rhinocerotidae. The record is from RefSeq and is a predicted model, not a curated record.